AUGUCGUCUUCGAUCAUAUUGCCUGCGUCAGCCACCUUGGCCAUGACUAAACUUUACCCGCCUCGUACGUUCAAUAGUCUCGACGAUUGCAAGACAGAGAUCUCGGCCCUCUGGGCUCGCCUGAGAGAGAGAGAUGUCAAUCAGGUCCUAUCCUACAAGCAUGUACGACCAAGUGCGUUUGUUUACCUGGAAAAACAUCGCUGCCAGCUGGGGACGUCUGUCAGGUUCACAUACCAUGAGGAUAUUGAAACACUUUUGAUAAAGAUCCCCCUGGAACCACACGAGGGAGCUCAGCGGAGCAUAGCGGAGGACACGGCAACCAUGUUGAGUAACAUGGGUGUUGAACGCGAUGAGCGUUGGCCUACGGGUGCUGCAACGUACAAGAUAUCCCCAACUUCCGAAUCGGCUAAAGAAGGAGACAGCACGUACAGGAAUCGCAUCCUGAGACCUAAUGAAGGAGACUGGCCCCACUGGGCGAUUGAAUCCGGGGUAUCCGAGUCGUUACCGCACCUGCGUAUGGCUGUGGAUUGGUGGAUAGGCAAAUCAAGGGGGCGCAUUGGCCUGGUUCUGCUUCUGGAUAUUUCACGGGCCAGAAAACUUAUCACCAUCGAAAAAUACGUUGCGUAUGCCCGGCAAGGUCCGAGAACGAGAGCGCAAGCGGCCGGUGCUGUUCAUGUUCGUCGGUGCGUUUCCACCAUCGUCGUCAAUCUGAAGGCCAACCCUCCUUCCGUCCAGGGUGCCCCGCUGAUUUUGGAGUUCAAGAAAAUUGUCGGACGGCCUGCCGUUAAUCAAGAGCGGGAUGUGGUUUUUGAUUCUGCUGCGCUGCUGGCAAUAGCGAGGGGAGUUUUUCGAGGAAUGUCUUAG
This is a messenger RNA of Aspergillus vadensis CBS 113365, 864 nucleotides long. RefSeq lists its product as uncharacterized. The transcript has a single exon. Bases 1 to 864 code for a protein of 287 amino acids. The record is from RefSeq and is a predicted model, not a curated record. Lineage: Eukaryota; Fungi; Ascomycota; Eurotiomycetes; Eurotiales; Aspergillaceae.